AUGUCCUCACCCGACUCCCCCAAAAAAGACGCCUUAACCUCCGUCCAAAGCAUCACCUCCACCAACCCAGACACCACCACCACCUCCUCCGCAUCCCCAACCCCAUCUUCCUCUUGGCGCUCAAAACUGCACUUGCACCUACACCGCACCGCACCACCCAGCGAACCCGGAAAAGAGAAGUGGCGGGAUGCCACAUUGAGUGAAAAGGAGCGCUGGAAGGAUUGGAACAAGGCAAAGGAUAGGGAGCAGAUGAGAGGAUCGACGAUAGGAGCUUUUACCGAGUUUUACAAGGGAAAGGGUAAGACGGGGUAUUGGCUUGAUAUCAGUGAAUGA
Bipolaris zeicola 26-R-13 is the source of this 333-nucleotide messenger RNA. RefSeq lists its product as uncharacterized. NCBI's taxonomy places the organism in Eukaryota, Fungi, Ascomycota, Dothideomycetes, Pleosporales, Pleosporaceae. The transcript has 2 exons. Bases 1 to 333 code for a protein of 110 amino acids. The record is from RefSeq and is a predicted model, not a curated record.